AUAGAUAUACAGCUCUGACUAUUCUUUACAUCUCUCUCAUGAUUCAUUCAAAUCCUGCAAUAAAUACAUCUUUGCCUCUUUUAGUUUAAACCCAACUUACCCUUUUCGAUUUUCGAUUAGAGGGUUGUUUUAGACAGAAAAAGAUAAGAUUUUUGAGAAAAUUUUCUCUGACUUUCUACCCCACCAAUCAAUCUUAAGAAAAAAAGGAAAACUAGUAAUUGUGUCGAAAACAACAUGGGGGCGUACAGAACAGACGAUGAUUAUGAUUAUUUGUUCAAGGUGGUGUUGAUCGGAGACUCUGGGGUUGGGAAAUCGAACCUGCUGUCGAGAUUUACCAGGAACGAGUUUAGCCUCGAAUCCAAAUCCACCAUCGGUGUUGAGUUCGCCACUAGGAGUAUUCGAGUCGAUGAUAAGGUGGUCAAGGCCCAAAUUUGGGACACUGCUGGACAAGAAAGGUAUCGAGCAAUCACCAGUGCAUACUAUCGAGGUGCUGUUGGUGCUCUACUAGUCUAUGAUGUUACUCGUCAUGUGACAUUUGAGAAUGUAGAAAGAUGGUUGAAGGAGCUUAGGGAUCACACGGAUGCCAACAUAGUGAUCAUGCUAGUCGGAAACAAGGCUGAUCUGCGUCACCUGAGAGCAGUUUCCACCGAAGAUGCCAAAGCUUUCGCUGAGAAAGAGAACACCUUUUUCAUGGAAACAUCUGCCCUCGAGUCCAUGAACGUCGAGAAUGCCUUCACUGAAGUUUUGACUCAAAUCUAUCGCGUGGUUAGCAGGAAGGCCCUCGACAUUGGUGAGGACCCUGCAGCCUUGCCUAAAGGACAGACGAUCAAUGUCGGGGGCAAGGACGAUGUAUCGGCUGUGAAGAAAGCCAGUUGUUGCUCAGCUUAACUUACCAUCAAAAAAAAGGGUUUUAGAUGUGUUUUUGAAGACCAUGCUUUGGUCAAUGUUUAUACAGAGGUCGACCUGAUUUUCAUUAAAGGCUUUGUCUACAGAAAAAUUAGCUCUUCUCGUAGUUUGAUCGUUUUUGUUUUUGGGGUACUUGGAAACUUGUCUAUUCUAGUCGAAAGAUAGGAUUCUGAAAACAUGUUUUGUGAUGCUCUUCUUUCUUUGAUUCAAUUUGAACUGGUGUUUCCAUGUGUACUAGUAUAACCAAAUUAUUUCCUUUUUUGAUUCA
Molecule: messenger RNA, 1174 nt
Organism: Humulus lupulus (European hop)
Lineage: Eukaryota; Viridiplantae; Streptophyta; Magnoliopsida; Rosales; Cannabaceae
Product: ras-related protein RABA1f
Exons: 2
Coding region: 235-888 (217 amino acids)
Cellular component (GO): endosome
Molecular function (GO): GTP binding; GTPase activity
Source: RefSeq, a predicted model, not a curated record